Molecule: messenger RNA, 1653 nt
Organism: Phaedon cochleariae (mustard beetle)
Lineage: Eukaryota; Metazoa; Arthropoda; Insecta; Coleoptera; Chrysomelidae
Source: the annotation of a GenBank genome assembly
AUUGAAACUUCCUUAUAAAUUCGAAUUACCUAUUUUUAUUUCCAGAAUUGUUUCAAUACUGUCUUGAUACUUUCAGUUAUUAUUUUUCACUUCCAAAUUCAGGAAUAUUGGAGAAUAAGGCACGAACUUUUGUGCUAAAUGUCGGUGGUAACUUUCGAAAAACCGAUACCCCACAUCGGUCUAGCAGACUGGUAUGCGAAACAAUGGCAGAACCAGCAAACAAACGACACUCGCAGGAACGACGCGUUCAAUCUGCGUCAUGAGUCCAGGCAGCUCAGAAAUGAGACCAACAUCAGAACUGAGUGGGACACGUACCACAACAACGUCAGACUGGCCGAUAGAGUCACGGAAUUGGAUAGAUGGCGAGAGACGUUGUUGUCCUGUCUAGAUAGGCUCAAUUCCGAGCUGGGUAUGUUGAAAGACGAAAAAUUUGGCACCGAAAGAGAACUUGAUGCUCUGGGAAUCCCUUUGGGGGUGAUAUCAGAAUGCAUUUCUAUGAGAGAUUGCAGACAAGGGACAGAACUGACCUACGAUGAUGGCGACACUGAACUAAAAAAAGAGCUUUGUUUGGCAGAGAACGUGAAAAAACUUCUGAAAGAGCGAUGCCAAGCUACGUGGGAGAAACUCAAUAAGCUGGAGGAAGUCAAGUUCCAGCUGAAUUUGGAUAUCAAUGAUAAAACUGAGGCCUUGGAAAUCGAUAAGGACCAAUUAACUCUGGACAAGAAUUGUGCCAACAUCACUUUCAAAAUCGAUCCAUUGCGAACUGUCAAAGGCUCGAUCCCGUACGAGGGCUGGCUAGAGCACUCGCGUCUCACGAAGCAGCUGGCCGACAACGAGCUCGCCGACACGCUGAAGCUGCGCGAAGCCUUGUUCGUGGUGCGCGAACGAGCACGAAACGACAUGCUGGCGCAGCGAGACCGCGUCGAUUUCGUGCUGCGCAAACGCAUUUAUGAGACGCAAAAGGCACGCAACGAAGCCGAGUGGCAGCAGCUGAAGAUGCGCGCCGAAAUGGAGGCUGUCAGCAGGGAAAUUCGGACGCUAGAGGACGCGCUAAGAGCGAAAGACGAUGCUUUGAAGCUUGCCGAAACCAGACUGGAGAACAGGUCCUACAGGCCCGGAUUCGAACUGGCCAGGGACGAGACUGAGAAAGGGCUCAAAGACGAAGUGCUGCAGUUGCGCCAAACGCGUCGAGAGCUCAACGACAAGAUCGACUGUGCCAAAGCGACCUACAACGUGCUGGAAGACCAACAGGUGGCCAUCGACAAGGAUCUGGCCGACAAGAGCCAAUCGCUGAUGACGGACGUGCGCUGUCUGGAUUUGCGGAUGCGACUCAGGUCUGGAGAGUUUGCCGGCCCGGCCACGGCUACAGACAGAAAUAUCCAGUUGACUAGGAUGGAGAAGGAGAUCCCGCCUACGUAGGGGGUUUUGGGUGUCACCUGGGGUUGGUAAGGGGGCAAAAUUUGUGUGUUUAUUGCUUUUUUGAUACCCAGGGAGAACCUAUAGUAGGUAACAAAUAGAAAUGUUCACAGAAUAGAGGCUUUUUUGGUUAUAUCGAUCAAAUAUACAUGUCACAAAAAAAAGAGUGAUUCUUUUCACCAGUUCACCUACCUAUACAGGGUGGGCCAAUAGUGUGUUCUCUUUCGAUAUUAGUCA